GAGAGUACCAGCCUCACACACACACACAUACAUACACAUUCACGUCGGCUCCCCUGUUGUACUUCGUGGAAUAGUGGAUUACUUUCUAAACUGAGCCACUCAUCGAGCAAAUCCAGGCAUGAUCAGGUGGCAGCGUGUCAAAGUGGUGUUGAACUGUGAAAUGAACCAUGGAGGGGUCCGGGAGGCCAGUCACUAGCCGAGCCAACAGCCGCAGGAGAAGCAGUAGCCCAGGGAGGCCCCGCAGCAUGCAGCUGGGCCCUCAAUAGCACCAAGUGGACCCGGUCCUCUCCUCUUCAUCUGGGGCCAGGGCUGCAGAAUGCUCAGUCCUGUCACCCCAUACAGUUUGUUGAAGAUGCACUGGUCCCCGGAGCACGCCGCCCCCUUAUCUCAGUGGCCUGAGCAGCACCUAGAUGUCACCUCUACCACCUCACCACCGUCUGCCCACAAACACGACCCCUAUGCUACAGCUGCUCGCCGCAGCUAUGCCCCUGCAGGUUACCCUUGGGCAAGUGAUGACAUAUCUGCCCUUACUGCUUCUUCUCUGCUCAAACGCUAUGCUGAGAAGUACUCAGGCUUGGAGCUGUCCUAUGAACGCCCUCCUACAGGGGCAUACUCAGAGCCUGGAACUUUCCUAAAAACUGAAUCUGAGCCAUGGGCUCUGGGUCAGGGCAUGGAGUGUUACCCUGGACUAGAAGCAUUAACUGGCACAAAGGUCGGCUCUGCAUCAGUGGGCAUCCCAGCCACAGGAAGUGUGACAGUAGUGAGCAGUAACUUGGCCUCCGAGCCAGGCUACAGUGGCGCUGGCUCCUGCAGUACCCCAUCAUCUCAGGAAUAUCCUCCUGCCUACAACAGCACCUACCUGUCCUCAGGAUACUGCCCUCAGCCCAGCGCAGCACUUCCGCCUGCCCCCCUACACUCUUUGCAGGCCGCACCUACUCUUGUGCCCAGCUACAGCGCCAGCACUCCAGUCUACAACUAUCCUCCAGGCUGCUAUCCCCAAACCAGCCUGUCGUCUGGAUACAGCCACCCCAGUGCCUCCUACCUUCCCCCUGGGAUUAGUGCCCCCACUCCUCUGGCCCCUAGGCCCACAAUGGUGGGGGGCAGUUACAGCUACCCAUCUCACAGCCUUGGAGGGAGCUCCGAUGGAGGGGUGCCACUGAAACGUAAGGCCUUUGAGAUGGCAGAGGAAGGACAGGAGGCUGGAGAGGUGGAGGGAUCACGCUACAGAAAGUAUGGCAAUGGCCAUGGAAACAGUCAUGGCAAAGGGCACGGUAAUGGCUACGACAUGAGCGGUUCGGCCUCGGACCCACAGGCCUACAAACCAGGAAAGCCCAUGAUGUCACCCCCUUAUGGCGGGGCAGGGGACUACAGCCCACCAUCAAGCCUAGCAGGAGAGAGCGUGACAGGGGAGCACAACUUUCCUCAGCAACAGAGAAUGUCUAUGAAGAUACCCGCAUCGCACACACGAUCCGAGGACCCCACUGCAGGGCGCUGACAACACUGGUUGGACAUGAGAAGAUUCUUGCACUCUUUGAAACCAACCAGGGUUCUCAAUCAUGACAGACUUGGGGGGAAUAAAGUUGGAUUUGUCAAUGAAAGGUUUAGUUUCACUAACAGACACAAGAGGGCACAAGACUGGGAUUUCUUGUGCAUCUUUAAACAUUUUCAUUAUUAAUGUUUUCCCAAAGAUUCACAGGGGCAUUUUGCUCCGUAAGGUUAGGGUAAGUUUUAGGGGUUAAGGUAAGGCAUUCUAAACAUAACUAGCGUUAAGACAGUCUAAACGUGUGAGUGUCUGUUUCUCUCAGGAUCCUAUUUAUUUCCUCUCUGCUACUGCGGCAGCAGCACUGCAAUGUUGCUGCUUUAGAAAUUGGUGUAAUUAUUUGUGGCCAUUAUGUAUGCAAAAGGCCUUUGACUGCAAUACAUUCUACCACAAAAAUCAUUACCGACCAAAAAGUAAGGAGAGCAAUAACUGAAAUGGUGAGGUUGCCAUAGUACUUCAGUACAAUCACUGCUUCUUUACACAGCUCUCUAAGUCUCUAACUCUAAGGCUUGGUCUGUCACCUGGCCUCGAGAAAUGAAUGUUUUCCUGCUCAGCACUCGCUUUCCCCCCAAACUUGACUUGUCUUUUCAGUUUCCUUAACCUCUUCUUGUCAUGGUCUUUAUCGUAUUCUAUCCUGGGGUCCUGCUUCUUGUUCUCAACCUUCUUCAUUACUGAACAACUUUUUAUUUUUGUCCAGUUUAUACAUAACAAGCUGCUUAUCAAAUGAUUACAUAGUAUACAUGAAGCCGCCCUCUAAAAUAGUUUUGAUGUAAAGAAAGAGUGGGGAAAUGAAUUGAAGAUUUUAUGUUCAUUUGUUCAAACGUAUUAAGCGUUCACUCAAUGACAGCAUAUAUGCAGACAGUCUUCAAAGCGUGUUGUUUACAGCAGAUUUCUGCUGAUCCUAAACCUAUUUUCGAAAAAUCUGUGAAUAACAGUGCAACUUACACCUUAAUACUCAAAGUAAAAAGAAGUAAUGACAUGAAUGAUAACAUUCACUCAGAGAAGCUUAAAGGCACGUAAGCCUGUUUUUUAUCUUUUGUUUGGAUGCACAGCCCAGACUGAGAGGCAUACAGAUCUCAAUGGAGGAUAAAUGCUUCUGAGUGCCUCAAAUAAUUGUCACUUAACAUUACAUUCUUGAUGAAGAUCCACCUGCCCGUCUGCAACAGGAUUUACUUUUUUUAAAUAUGCAUUCUCUUUACUUUUGCCUCUCAAAAGGAUGAUUUAUAGUCGUGUUAUUGAAUACUCAGGAAAAAUAUUGUUACCUCAGAAUGAUAAAAUAAGAAUGUAUGUUAUUACCUUAGGGUGUUUGUAGGGAGCUUUAUGGAGCAAGAUGAAAACAGAGCCAUGGCUUUUAUUAAGAGCAAAACAUACUCUGAACACUUCAGGGAAACAAUGAACUUACAAGGCCUUUGAUACUAGUAGAAAAUGCACAUACCCACACAUGCAUGCACACCUACACACACACACACACACACACACACACACUGCUUCUUAGCUCUGGGAAAAUUAAACUUGAGGUUUUUGUACCAAGGCCUGAAAUGUUGAAUGUAAUUCAGAUAUUUUUUUUAAAAGGACAAUACAUGCCAUAAUGUACAUCAAUGGUGUUUUUAGAUAUAUGAAACAUAUUUUCUUCAUGUAUAGAUGUAAUUCUCUUCUAGGUUUUGGUGGAGAAUUGAAUGACAUGUUAAGUGUUAGUGUAGUUAGCAGUGGGAAAACGGUUUUUGUGGACAAACUGUCAAAAACAAAGCACUCCUGAUAAACAACUUUUGACAUAUCAAGACGUACACAUGCUACAGUAUAUGCUUUAUAAUAGGUGUUUAUUAAAUGUCUUAAUAAAGUGUCCAGUCUCCAUUUUCCCAUAUCAGUAUUUUAAAACUGCUGACAGUGUCACCAGGCAAUCAGCUUGAUUUCAACUCUAACAUGAGGCCAUGAAGAAGGGAGAAGUUAAAAAUUUACCAAGUAUGUGCACUGUCAGAAACUAUGUACAGUUACAGCCGUAAACAUUUGUUUUUUUGCCAAGUUGUAGCUUUGUUGCUCUUCUAUGUCACCCCUUCAUCAGUUGUGCCAUACUAUUAUUUUGUUAAAAUCAAACAAAAGUCUUGCCUAAAACCCUGCCCAGAGUGGAUCCCCUUUAAUACUAAGAUUUAGGCUGAAAUGCAGCUUCAGAUUUAGUCUGAAAUUAAAUGUGAUUAAAAGUAUUUUAAUUUGGAAAUAUAAGCACAUUCAUAAAAUUGAACUUGAACUCAGAAUGUGGUUGAGUGUGAAAAAUAAACCUCACACAAAGAUUUACCUUCAAAAAAUUCUGGAGAAAAGAAAACAGAUUAAAGAAAAGGUGUUACACAAAUAAUAUUGUUUGUUACCCCCAGAUUUUAAAAGUAUUUCAGCGCUUAGCUACAACAAUUGAAUGCUCUUCAAUGCCACACAAAGAAUGUGCAUUACAUUUACCUACACACUGCAACAAACGACAGUGUUUGCUGUUUCUUGGUGUUACUCUGAUUCAUUGAAGUAAGUGGAGUUGAAUUUGUCCAGCUGAUGGCAAAUGGCAUUUCAGUGUUAUCUCUGUUAUCCAGUUGUACUUUUGUUGUAUCUUGUACAUUCUCUGUAACCAAUUCUACCUCAUUUUGAAGACAUUGUACAUGGAAAUAUUUAUUUCAUGUCAUUUCACAUGCCAGUUUAACGAGCAAUGCUUCUAACUCUUGACCUGUUAUAGUCUACCUCAUUAAAGACUGUUGUGUCAUGGAAAUGAAGAUAUCACACCAAAGAAA
Epinephelus lanceolatus (giant grouper) is the source of this 4305-nucleotide messenger RNA. Its product is annotated as fidgetin-like protein 2. The record is from RefSeq and is a predicted model, not a curated record. NCBI's taxonomy places the organism in Eukaryota, Metazoa, Chordata, Actinopteri, Perciformes, Serranidae.